AUGGACCGCGUGGAUAGCUCAACCACGUUGCGUGGAAGAGGCAGGAACAAAAGGAAUUGGACUUCCGAUGAGGACGAUGAGCUAAUUAAAGCCUUGUAUGAGUUGUCUUUGGAUCCGAGGUGGAAAUCCGAUGGUUCAUUCAAAGGUGGGUACUUGGCAAUAUUGGAAAAACAUCUUGCUGAGAAGUGUCCAGGCCGUGGUAUCACCGGAGUUCCACACAUUGAAUCAAGAGUGAGGCACUUCAGGAAGAAAUUUGGUGCUCUUGAAGUAAUGAUAUCCAAAAGUGGUUUUACAUGGGAUGGAAAUAGGAAGAUGAUUCAAUGCGAGAAGGCACAAUAUGAAGAACAUUGUAAGAAUCACAAUGAGGCUAAGGGAUUGUAUGGUGUAUCAUUUCCAUACUUUGAGCAAUUGGCUGCUAUCUAUGGCAAGGACAUCGCAACAGGGGAAAAUGCUGAAGGCUUUGGAGAGGCAGUCGGAAACUUGGAGAAGGAAAUUGCUAUGGAGGAAGAAGAAAAUGAGGAAGAGGAUAUGAUCUCAACAGGGACAGCUAGACGGUCCAUUGACACUUGCUCUAUUGAUACAACUAGUUCUAAGAGACAAAAGAAGGAGCCAAGGCCAAAGAGGGCGACGGGACCAAGCGAUCCUUUUGCAGCCAUGCUUCAAGAUGUCAACAACCAGCUAAACAGUGUGACACAACAUGUUGGUACAAUGGCAACAACAUUUUCAGCAGCAAUGGCACGAGAAACAACCCAAGAGGACCCUCAACAGAAAUCAAGAGAAAAGGCAAUUAGUGAAUUAUCUAGGCUUGCAUUCACUGGGAGCGAGAUUGUUGACGCUGCAACUAUAUUUGCUAAAACUCCAGAACACAUGAACAUGAUGCUUGUGCUUCCAGAAAUCCUUAGGAGGGACUUCGUCCUCAAAAUGCUCUCGAGUAUCCCUUUUUCUAAACUCUCCAGUUUACAUCAUCAGCUUUGA
Hordeum vulgare subsp. vulgare (domesticated barley) is the source of this 975-nucleotide messenger RNA. RefSeq lists its product as uncharacterized. The record is from RefSeq and is a predicted model, not a curated record. Lineage: Eukaryota; Viridiplantae; Streptophyta; Magnoliopsida; Poales; Poaceae. The transcript has 2 exons. Bases 1 to 975 code for a protein of 324 amino acids.